Molecule: messenger RNA, 4173 nt
Organism: Echinops telfairi (small Madagascar hedgehog)
Lineage: Eukaryota; Metazoa; Chordata; Mammalia; Afrosoricida; Tenrecidae
Gene: ZNF606
Product: zinc finger protein 606
Exons: 8
Coding region: 517-2979 (820 amino acids)
Biological process (GO): regulation of transcription by RNA polymerase II
Molecular function (GO): DNA-binding transcription factor activity, RNA polymerase II-specific; RNA polymerase II cis-regulatory region sequence-specific DNA binding
Source: RefSeq, a predicted model, not a curated record
CGGGGAGCUCACGGGCGGCCCCGCACCCCUUGCGCCUGCUCCUCGGGCAGCCCACGCCCUGGUGUCCCUCGGGCCCCCUGCGGCCAGCAGACCCCCUCCCCCUCAGCGCCCCUCCCCCGGCUCGGCGUCGCUGCACCGGGCGGACUUUAUUUAGUAAACUGCGCACUCCAGGCCUGGCUUCGGUUUGGGGUCGUCAGCUCCUCAUCCCAGGGGCCCUAAGCACGCCCGGUCGGACCUUGGCGCUGGACAAAAGCCAAACGGCCCUGGGAAGCGACCUCGAAGGAGGGCGGCUUGGCUUCGAACCAGGCGUUUCUCAAAGGAGCGGCUCACGGAAAGCGCUGGCGGGCUUCGAACGGCGCUGGGAAUAGCCCCUGGCCACAUACGCAGGCAGUGACUGGAGGAUUUUGGCAGACUUCAAGCAACGGUUCAGAAUCCUACAGUUUGCCUACUUUGGAUUUGGGCUGGUAUCCCCGGAAUCCAUCCUCCUGAGCAAGCUCCUUGGUAAUCCGCCCUGCAAUGGCAGCCAUCAACCCAUGGACUUCGUGGGGUGCCCUCACAGACCAGUACUGGGGGAUGGCAGCCAUCAGCCCAUGGGCUUCCUGUGUCCCCAUCACUUGCCAUGGUGUGGUCUCUUCUGGCAGUGACUUGCCCCCGCCAAGAGUCAGGGCCUGGAAGCCGGCUCUGUGUCCUCGGGACCCUGUCUGGCCCAUGGAGGGGACCCCUGAGGAGGCGAGGAGGACCACCUGGCUCCCAACAGACCAGAUCCAGGAACCAGUGACCUUCAAAGAUGUGGCUGUGGACUUUUCCCAAGAGGAGUGGGGGCAGCUGGACCCUGUUCAGAGGACCCUGUACCGCGAUGUGAUGCUGGAGACUUUCGGGCACUUGAUCUCUGUGGGGAAUGAGAUCCCCAAGCCUGAAGUCAUCUCACUGCUGGAACAAGGAGAAGAGCCAUGGGCUGUGGAAAGAGGAUAUCCUCAAAGCACUUGUCCAGAAUGGAUGAGAAGUAUUGAAAGAACAGCUUUGAUCCCAACACAGAGCAUUUUUGUGGAAGAACAAUCCCAUAGCAUGAAGUUGGAAAGAUACAUAUGGGAUGAUCCUUGUUUCUCCAGGGUAGAAAUCUUGGGAUGUGGAGAUCAAUUAGAAAUGUACCACAUGAACCAAAGCAGAGCAAGGACGCAAAUGGUCUUUAUGCAAAAGGAAGUACUUUCACAAACAGGCCCUGACUUCUAUGAACUUGGGUCCAACUACAGCCAGAGCUUAAACAUUUUUCCAUCUCAGAGAGUUUCUCAAAUAGAACAUUUCUAUAAACCUAAUACACAGUCCGAAAGUUGGAGAUAUAAUUCAGCCAUAAUGUACGCAGAUAAGAUUACCUAUGAAAAUAACGAUUAUAGCAAGACCUUCUACAAAUCCAUUCAGCCUGUUCACCCUCCAAGAAAGCAACCUGGAGAUAAUCUUUUCAAAUGCACUGAUGCUGUUAAAUCUUUCAAUCAAAUAAUACAUUUCGGUGAUCAUAAGAGAAUUCAUACAGGAGAAAAGCUCUAUGAAUAUAAGGAAUGCCAUCAAAUUUUUAACCAGAGUCCAUCGUUUAAUCACCAGUUAAGACUUAAUGUUGGAGACAACCAAUGUGAUUAUAAAGAAUAUGAGAAUAUCUUUUACUUCUCAUCUAUUAUGGGACAUCAAAAAACUAAUACUGUAGAGAAAGCAUAUAAGUACAAUGAAUGGGAGAAAGUCUUUGGGUAUGAUUCAUUCCUUACUCAGCAUACAAGCACUUACACUGCAGAGAAACCUUAUGAAUAUAAUGAAUGUGGGACAUCUUUCAUCUGGAGCUCUUAUCUUAUCCAACAUAAGAAUACUCAUGCUGGAGAGAAGCCCUACGAAUGUGAUAAAUGUGGGAAAGUUUUUAGGAAUCGUUCAGCCCUUACUAAACAUGAGCGGACUCACACUGGAAUAAAACCCUAUGAAUGUAAUAAAUGCGGAAAAGCCUUUAGCUGGAACUCUCAUCUUAUUGUACAUAAGAGAAUUCAUACAGGAGAAAAACCUUAUGUAUGCAAUGAAUGUGGGAAAUCUUUCAACUGGAACUCCCAUCUCAUUGGACAUCAGAGGACUCAUACUGGAGAGAAGCCUUUUGAAUGUUCUGAAUGUGGGAAAUCUUUCAGCUGGAGUUCCCAUCUUAUUGCCCAUAUGCGAAUGCAUACUGGAGAGAAGCCCUUUAAAUGUGAUGAAUGUGAAAAAGCGUUUAGAGAUUACUCUGCCCUCAGCAAACAUGAGAGAACGCAUUCUGGAGCAAAACCAUAUAAAUGCACAGAAUGUGGAAAAUCCUUCAGUUGGAGCUCCCAUCUUAUUGCCCAUCAGAGAACUCAUACAGGAGAGAAACCAUAUAACUGUCAGGAAUGUGGCAAAGCGUUCAGAGAACGUUCAGCCCUCACAAAACACGAGAUCAUUCAUUCUGGAAUUAAGCCCUACGAAUGUAAUAAAUGUGGAAAAUGCUGCAGCCAGAUGGCUCACCUCGUUAGACAUCAAAGGACACACACUGGAGAGAAGCCCUAUGAGUGCAAUAAAUGUGGGAAAUCUUUUAGCCAGAGCUGUCACCUUGUUGCUCACCGGAGAAUCCACACUGGUGAAAAGCCCUAUAAAUGUAAUCAGUGUGAGCGAUCCUUUAAUUGUAGCUCUCACCUUAUUGCACACCGGAGAACUCAUACGGGAGAAAAACCAUACAGGUGUAACGAAUGUGGGAAAGCAUUCAAUGAGAGUUCUUCACUUAUUGUACAUUUGAGAAAUCAUACAGGAGAAAAACCUUACAAAUGUAAUCAUUGUGAGAAAGCUUUCUGUAAGAAUUCUUCCCUUAUUAUCCAUCAGAGAAUGCACAGUGGAGAGAAAGGCUUGCUAUGCAAUGAGUGUGGAAAAGCCUUUAAUGGGCGGUCAGCACUAACUCAACAUCAGAGAAAUCACAGUGAAGAGAAACUGUGCAAAUUGAAUUGAUAGCUUUUUUUCCUCCUUCUUACCUCUGAUAGAACAUUUGGGGAAUAAUACCCUAUAAAUAAAUUCAAGAGGGGAAUUUUUUUUUCAGUCAACAAAGUAUCUUCUUAGGAGAAAUUCUAUUAAUGAAAAGGAUAAGGGUGAGCUAUCCUUAUUAAUAGAAGGAGGUAAACACUUUGUAUUGUCCACAAGGUAUCCAAGUUCAGAAACAUGACUAGGGAAUGAGGCAUUUUUGAGAAAGCGCUCUCACCUAUUUCUGGUUCCGUGUGCAUUGUUAAGGAACACAUCUUAUGUCAGGAAUAGUAUUUCAACUGGAAAUGCACCAUUUUGCAUCAAGCUAGUAGAAUGGGUAUACAUCUUUACAUUGAUAAUUUGUACAUAAUCACAGAAGGAUAGGCAGAAUUUGCCAUUAUAAGAGGAGGGUCUGGUGUCCUUUAAGGAGUAGGGUAUCAAACAUACUACAUUUGAAUUUAGUGAAGUUGGAUGACCUAUUUAUGGUUGUUCAAAAUUAACCCCUUUAGGAAAAAAAAUAGUGAGAUUACUAAUGGUGGAAAGAUUAUUGCCAGGACACAUAAGAUUUUGAUUGUGUUGUUGGACAGAAAGUGGUCCUUAAUAAGCUAGAGUAUGUGUCUAUUGUUUGUUCAUAUCUGCCUUGUUGGGCAAAUAGUUUGUAAUUUGUCUUAGGCAGUCACUAUAAAUUACAGUUGUCACUGCAUCAAUGAUCAUUACAUGAAGGAAUAAGAAGGACACAGGUGUAUAUAUGUAUCUACUAUAACAAAUCUAAAAACUGUACAUGUGUCAGCACUGGAAAGGCCCAUGGAGAAAUUAACUCAGUUAAUUUUUAUUUUAUAGUUGUACAAUCAGAUAACACCAUGUGACAGGCAUUGUUUUAAAUGCAUUACAAACACUAACUCAUUUAUCCCCUUAACCCUAUGAGAUAAGUACUAAUACUAUCUCAAUUUUAUGAAUGGGGAGCCAGAAGCAGACAUGUGAAGGAACACAUAGGUAAUAAAUAGAACUGGGAUUCAGUUUGGCUCCAGAAUUCAUUUUUUAAUCUCCACAUUAUGCUGCCUUGCCAGUGAUUCUCCACCCAACCCGACCCCCUGCUGAUAUAUUUUCAUUUUGUUCAGUAUUUUCUAGAGUAGAGAUUUUAUAACAAAAAAUCAAUAAAAUACUAAACAAGGAGAUGUAAAGUUA